Messenger RNA from Oncorhynchus mykiss (rainbow trout), 1743 nucleotides. The record is from RefSeq and is a predicted model, not a curated record. NCBI's taxonomy places the organism in Eukaryota, Metazoa, Chordata, Actinopteri, Salmoniformes, Salmonidae.
UAUUACAUCAUAAAUGUUGCCAACUGAAAUCUGAUCUGAGAAUAACAUUAACGGGAAGGAGGCACCAGGAAGAGGGGAAAGGAAAGAAGGGAGGGAUUGAUCAAAGAAAGUUCCGUCUGCGAAAAUUGGGGAUUUGUUAAGGGCGUGGUCUGCUGUUGUGUGUGUUUGUGUGUCUUUGCACACCCUUGCGAGUGUUUGCGUGGUGUGUGUGUCAGGUCUUUCUUGUUUCUUCUCUGUCAUUGAAAAGUCCUGCUGUAGUGCCUGGUUUGCUUUGUUUACAGAUUGUGAAAUUUGGCUCACGCAUGGGUGGGCUAGUUGAAAAGUUCAAAGGUUGCUGACUGCUCAGUAUAACUUGGGAGACUGUAGUCCCAGCCAGGGAAGGAACUUUCACCUACACCACACGGUAUGGGGUAAGUUGAGUUGUGUGUAACGAUCUCCUUCAUCUGAGGAACAGGAAAGAUCGGACCAAAACGCAGAGUGAUACACCGGUGGCUCAACUUACCCCUUUGGCUCAACUUACCCCACUCUCCUCUACCCAUUGUUUCAAAUAACACCGCUGACCCUCACUAGCUUGCGAAAACUGUAAAGAUGGAGCCAGUCUCUCUCCCACCGCAGUCCCGUGUCGCCCUCUGCGGCGGCACCCAUGGCAACGAGAUGUCGGGCGUGUAUCUGGUGAGGGAGCUGCAGAAGUUGGAGAAGGUAGGGUCGGCGACCUUGACCACAGUCAUAUCCAACCCGCGUGCCGUUCAAAUGUGCAAACGCUACACCGACGUGGACCUCAACCGUUGUUUCACCGACGCCAUACUCAGUUCACCUGUGACGGACGCCACUCCGUACGAGGUGAGGCGAGCCCAGGAGCUGAACACUCUACUGGGGCCCAAGGGCAGCGCGGGGGCCAUGGACCUGGUGUGUGAUCUCCACAACACCACAGCCAACAUGGGCCUCAGUCUCAUCUCCUACUCUGCCCAAGACUGGGUCAUCCUGCACAUCUAUAGACAAAUCCAGAGGAAGAUCACCUCGGCGCCAGUGAGGUUUAUCCUGCUGGAUCUACCACUAGCUGACGCCUACUCCCAGGACUCCCUGGGCAAGCAUGGCUUCUCGAUAGAGGUGGGACCUCAACCCCAUGGUGUGGUCAGAGCCGACAUCUUCAACAUCAUGAAGGAGGCAGUCGACUAGACACUAGAUUGGGUCCAGUGCUUCAACUCAGGAAGUGCCUUUGAAGGUGGCGAGGUGGACGAUGUGUACACCUUCGUGAAGAGUAUAGACUACCCAAGAGACCCAGAGACCAAUCAAAUCACUGCUGCCAUACAUCCCCAACUACAGGACCGUGACUUCUGCCUCCUCCAUCCGGGAGAUCCCAUGUUCCUGAUGUUUUCCGGGGAGAUAGUGAAGUACGAAGGGGUAGAAGUCCUCCAUCCCUACUUUGUGAACGAGUGUGCGUACUAUGAGAAGAGCAUCGCAUUCCACCUGGCACGAAAGAUGACACUCACUAUCCCCCCCUUGCGAGUGAAGAGAGAUUGAUGGGGAGGAAAAGAGAGACCAUUUGAAGAGCGGGAGAAUUAAAGGAAAAACACGCACAGAGCCUUAAGAAGCACUUACUAGUCUAACCUCAUUUUCAAUUGAUUUUUUAUUAUAUUGUUUUUAGUCAUCACCAAAUAUUCUCAGGAAUACUGUAUGUGAAAGGAUGCACGGUUUAAUGCCAUAAUCUAGUAUUUCAAUUAAACAUGUACAUUUUCUGUUUAA